CAAUAUGUCCGUGGAAGGCCCCGAGACAGCCUCCACAGAGGAGCAGAAGAAAAUGGAAGAUAAAGUGACUAGUCCAGAGCAAGCUGAAGAAGCAAAAUUAAAAGCAAGGUAUCCUCAUCUGGGACAAAAGCCUGGAGGCUCAGAUUUCUUAAGAAAACGACUGCAGAAAGGGCAAAAAUAUUUUGAUUUGGGGGAUUACAACAUGGCAAAAGCAAAAAUGAAGAACAAGCAACAUCCUGCUGCAGCCGCGGAUAAAGCGGAGGUCACUGGCGAUCACAUUUCCACUCCACAGGACCUUCCUCAUCGGAAACCCUCCCUUGUUGCUAGCAAGCUGGCUGGCUGAUUAAAAGAGCUGAACUGCACGAAUCUCCUGAUUCUCACCGCUUUUUCUCCUUACUG
Molecule: messenger RNA, 399 nt
Organism: Ochotona princeps (American pika)
Lineage: Eukaryota; Metazoa; Chordata; Mammalia; Lagomorpha; Ochotonidae
Product: cAMP-regulated phosphoprotein 19-like
Exons: 1
Coding region: 5-343 (112 amino acids)
Cellular component (GO): cytoplasm
Molecular function (GO): protein phosphatase inhibitor activity
Source: RefSeq, a predicted model, not a curated record